Messenger RNA from Laccaria bicolor S238N-H82, 813 nucleotides. RefSeq lists its product as uncharacterized. The transcript is spliced from 4 exons. Bases 1 to 813 code for a protein of 270 amino acids. NCBI's taxonomy places the organism in Eukaryota, Fungi, Basidiomycota, Agaricomycetes, Agaricales, Hydnangiaceae. The record is from RefSeq and is a predicted model, not a curated record.
AUGUCGACAAAUGCUCGAAAAGGGACAAGGCUUGUGACAUUUCAACUAGCAUGCUAUUCGUUUGAACAUAUGUUCCGCCGCGUGCUUCCAUUAUGGCACCUAUCGGGUCAAUUGGCAUCCUCAUACUCGCUCCGACUCAGACUCAAUCUCGCUGAUUCAAUCUCGGUCGUAAUCUUUGAUAGAGUUUCCGCCCGCCGUUUUCGCUACCCCAUUCGGCCGAGAAUCGUCCUCAGACCCAAAUCACAGGGACCUGGUCCCUUUCCACGUUCAGCCAGGUUCCUGCUCCCGUGCUUCACCCAGGCGCUUUCCGUCGAAACUUCACGCCAAUUGCCGAUUCAACCGCCAUUUGGGGUGUCAUGCACACUCGAACCCACACUUCCCUUUGAACGGUUUGCCUCAUUUGAUCCAACGCUUUAUAACACCCCAGCAUGCCCUGCCUUUCUCGCUUUGUCACACUCUCGAUUCCAGAUGACAAUACCUACGAUGCACUCCCCACAGAACGCUUCACCAGCCCCAAAUUAUGAGGCACUGCGACUUCGGUUGUUGACAUUGCUGUCCAUCUACGAUCUCAUUCCAUAUUCCAUUUCGCACCCACCGGGAAGAGAAGAGCCGCUCGAUAUUACAAGCGUCAUCGACGCUCCGUCCCUUCAGCGAUGUCUAGCUUCUCUUGUGCAGCAAGGAGUUUUGACGUCAGAGGAGAGUCAGGCUUUUGCAAGAGCUUAUCGCUGCACUGGGCAGGACUCGACGGCGCGUAGCAAUUUGAGUGGUCAUACAACACAGCAACAGAGAUUGCCCGGAUUUGUGGGCUACUAA